AUGAGUCUUCUUUCCCCUCUUGGACUUCCUCAGCCCAAAGAUGCUCUCAAGAACACCUCGAUCGUCCAAAUCGAUCCUUCAGCCAAUGAAGAGCAGCACAAAUCUCCCUUCACAGUCCAAACAAAACCAGUUCCUCUUGGAACACCUUCUUUCGAAGCCAAACGAGCCGCCCUUCUUGAGACCCUUAUCUCCAAAGUCCCUAAAGAAUACUACCUCCCCGCCAAUUCAAUCUCUGAUCCCCCUCUUGACGUGUCCAACAUCCCCUCAUCAUGCGGUAUUCUUACAGAAGAAGAAAUUCGUAUCACAGAGGAUUACGAUGCCGUUGGUCUUCUCCAAAGUCUAGCCAAUCGUGACUUUUCAGCCGUUACGGUCGCUACAGCCUUUGCUAAACGGUCUAUCAUCGCUCAUCAACUCACAUGUUGUCUCACUCAGUGGUAUAUGGACGAAGCUAUUACCCAAGCGAGACAGUUAGACGAAUAUAUGGCUAAGAACGGAAAGCCAAUUGGUCCACUACACGGUCUACCUAUCAGUAUCAAAGAACAUAUGGCUAUAGCUGGGACUCUCUCUUCUCAAGGAUACCUUGCAAGCAUGCAGAAAGAUACAGAGGAUAGUGACAUGGUUGCUAUUCUCAGGAGUCUUGGCGCUGUGUUUCAUUGCAAGACCAAUCAGCCUCAAAUGAUCAUGCACCUCGAGACUGACUCACUAUGGGGUCGGACUCUUAAUCCCUUCAAUAUCAACCUCUCAGCUGGUGGAUCAACCGGCGGUGAAGCAGCCUUGAUCGCCAUGAAAGGUUCUGUCCUCGGCAUUGGUACUGAUAUCGGUGGGAGUAUUCGUGGUCCUGCAGCCUUUUGUGGGAUUUACGGGUUUAAACCUACGUCUUAUACAAUGCCGAUGAGAGGCUUUGUUCCAACGCCUUUCCCAGCUGAGCUAAAUGUUCUGGCUUCCGCCGGUCCGAUGUGUCGAAGCUUGAGAGACAUGGAUCUGUUGAUGCAGUGUGUUCUCUCAACUAAGCCGUACUUGAAGGAUACAACGUUGGUGCCUAUUCCUUGGAAGGGUCUACAUACGCCUAUCCAGGGUCGUUUGAAGAUUGGUUUCAUCAAUAGCGAUGGUUUCAUCACACCCCAACCCCCUGUCCUCAAGGCCUUGGCGUGGGCACGAGAUCAACUAUCCGACAUAAAAUAUAAAGAUCUAAUCGAACUCAAAGACUUCAAGGUCCACGGCUCAGAGGAUGCUUGGUCCAAAAUCAGACGCAUGUACUGGCCCGACGGGGCCCAGCCAGCAAUCAACGCUAUCAAAUCUACAGGCGAGCCAAUCCACUCUCUCAGCUCAUGGAUCUGGGAAGACGCUGAGAAGCUUGGCAUGAAGAAUGCCGUUGAUCUUAGUUUGAUGCGUCGCGAGCGAGAUUCAUUUCGCUGGGCAUUUGCAAAAAGUUGGGAAGAGCAAGAUGUUGAUAUACUCCUAGGACCAGCAUUCGUCGGACCUGCGUCUGUGCAUGAUACGGCAUUUUACUGGAAUUACACUUCGCUUUAUAAUCUUGUUGAUUAUCCAGGUGUUGUGAUCCCUACGCCUGUUAGGGUGGAGGGGGGUGAAAACUAUGACCUGGGUUAUGAGCCGUUGAGUGAGGCUUGUGGAGAGGUGAAGAGGUUGUGGGAAGAGUCGGACUUUACGGGAGCGCCAAUAAAUUUGCAGCUUAUCGCGAGGAAGUAUCACGAUAAUGAGCUGUUUGGGGCGCUUGCUUUAUUGAAGGACAUACUCAAGCUGCAGUAG
Fusarium sp. VM40 is the source of this 1767-nucleotide messenger RNA. The record is from the annotation of a GenBank genome assembly. Lineage: Eukaryota; Fungi; Ascomycota; Sordariomycetes; Hypocreales; Nectriaceae.